CAGGAUCUUACGAGCAGCACCUCAACGCACCUUCAGCGGUAACUGUCGGGAUGACGUCACACAUGCCCACCGGAGCACCGAGUCCUCCAGACAGCCCGCAGCUCCGUCCGACCUGUGUUUCCCCGGGAAAGAGGACUGAAAGCUGGAGCACUAUUACAACUACACCAACACAUGAGGGACUUACAACCCAGUCCCGUCGCCCUCGUCGUACAUUUGACCCCCUGAACUUGUGUGCUAGUGCUGGACUGGAGGUGAGCCAUGGAGGACGGGAAGCCAGUGUGGGCGCCGCACCCUGCCGAUGGGUUCCAGCUGGGGAUGAUCGUGGACAUUGGAGCCGACGCGCUCACCAUAGAACCACUGAACCAGAAGGGCAAGACCUUUCUGGCUUCCAUGAGCCAAGUCUUUCCAGCAGAGGAUGAUGUCAACAAGUAUGUGGACGACAACUGUUCCCUCAUGUACUUGAAUGAAGCCACUCUCCUCAACAACGUCAGAGUGCGGUACAAUAAAGACCACAUCUAUACGUAUGUGGCCAAUAUCUUGAUAGCUGUGAAUCCUUACUGUGACAUCCUCAAACUGUACGGCCUUGACGCCAUCAAGUCGUACAAGGGCAAGUCACUGGGAACUCUGCCACCUCACGUCUAUGCUAUAGCCGACAAAACCUACAGGGACAUGAAAGUUCUCAAGAUGAGCCAGUCCAUUAUCGUUUCCGGUGAAUCUGGUGCCGGAAAGACUGAAAACACCAAGUUUGUUCUCAGAUAUCUCACCACAACAUAUGGAAGUGGUCAAGAUAUUGAUGAGAGAAUUGUAGAAGCGAAUCCCCUUCUUGAGGCCUUUGGGAACGCAAAGACAGUCCGGAAUAAUAACAGCAGUCGCUUUGGGAAGUUUGUGGAAAUCCACUUCAAUGAGAAGAAUGCAGUUGUGGGUGGAUUUGUCUCCCACUACCUGCUAGAGAAGUCGAGGAUUUGCAUGCAAAGUAACGAAGAGAGGAACUACCACAUCUUCUACAGGCUGUGUGCUGGGGCAUCCGAAGACAUCAAGAAGAAGCUGCACCUGGACUCUCCGGACAGCUUCAGGUACCUGAACCGAGGAUGCACCAGAUACUUUGCCAGUAAGGACGCUGACAAACAAAUCAUGCAGAACCGCAAGAGUCCUGAGCAUCUGAAGGCCGGCGCUCUGAAGGACCCUCUUCUCGACGACGUGGGGGACUUCAACAGGAUGUGCGUGGCCAUGAAGAAGAUUGGUCUGGACGACACUGAGAAGCUGGACCUGUUCAGGGUGGUUGCUGGCGUUCUCCAUCUGGGAAACAUUGAUUUUGAAGAAACAGGGAGCUCCUCAGGUGGUUGUAUCCUGAAGAAUCAGUCCGGCCAGACUCUGGAGUACUGUGCCGAUCUGCUGGGUCUGGACCAGGAUGAUUUGCGCGUCAGCCUCACAACCAGAAUCAUGCUCACAACAGCAGGGGGCACCAAAGGAACAGUUAUCAAGGUGCCUCUCAAAGUGGAGCAGGCAAACAAUGCCCGCGAUGCCCUGGCCAAGGCCGUGUACAGCCGCCUCUUUGAUCAUGUGGUCAAACGAGUAAACCAGUGUUUCCCCUUCAAGACUUCCUCCAACUUCAUCGGGGUGUUGGACAUCGCUGGGUUUGAGUAUUUCGAACACAACAGCUUUGAGCAGUUCUGUAUCAAUUACUGCAACGAGAAACUUCAGCAGUUCUUCAACGAGCGUAUUCUGAAAGAGGAACAAGAGCUGUAUCAGAGGGAAGGCCUGGGAGUGAAUGAGGUGCAUUAUGUCGACAACCAGGACUGCAUAGACCUAGUGGAAGCAAAGCUGGUGGGAGUCCUGGACAUCUUGGAUGAAGAGAACCGUCUCCCUCAGCCCAGCGACCAACACUUUGCAUUAGCUGUUCACAGCAAGCAUAAAGACCACUUCAGACUGACGGUACCCAGGAAGUCGAAGUUGACCGUUCACAGGAAUCUCCGGGAUGAUGAAGGCUUCAUCAUCAGGCACUUUGCUGGAGCUGUCUGCUAUGAAACGACUCGGUUUGUGGAGAAGAACAAUGACGCCCUGCACAUGUCGCUGGAGAGCUUAGUGUCGGAAUCCAAAGACGGAUUUGUUCGGGAGCUGUUUGAGAACUCGAUCACCAACAAGGACUCCAAACAGAAAGCGGGCAAACUCGGCUUCAUCAGCGUUGGCAACAAGUUCAAGACCCAGCUGAACCUGCUGCUGGAAAAGCUUCGCAGUACUGGCUCAAGUUUCAUCCGCUGUGUAAAACCCAAUCUGAAGAUGGUCAGCCACAAGUUCGAAGGCGCUCUGAUUCUCUCACAGCUUCAGUGCUCAGGAAUGGUGUCGGUGUUGGACCUGAUGCAGGGCGGGUUCCCCUCCAGAGCCCCCUUCCAUGAGCUCUACAACAUGUACAAACAAUAUAUGCCUGAUAAGCUCACACGUCUGAAUCCACGACUCUUCUGCAAGGCUUUGUUCAAGGCUCUGGGACUAAAUGAUAAUGACUUCAAGUUUGGACUGACAAGAGUGUUCUUCCGCCCUGGAAAGUUUGCUGAGUUUGACCAGAUCAUGAAGUCCGAUCCAGACCACCUCGCAGAGCUGCUGACGAAAGUCAACCAGUGGUUGUUGUGCAGCCGCUGGAAGAAAGUCCAGUGGUGCAGCAUGUCUGUCAUCAAACUUAGGAACAAGAUGAGCUACCGAGCUCUGGCCUGCAUUAAGAUUCAGAAAACGGUCCGCAUGUGGUUGUGUAAGAGGAAGCAUAAGCCACGCAUUGCUGGUAUGGUGAAGGUCCGAAACCUGAAGAAACACAUGGAGCGGUUCAUCGAGGUGGUGAACGGGCUGAAGGAGGGCAAGCGGGAGAUGGCCAAACAGGUUCAGGAGCUGGCGGCCUCCAUCGACGCUCUGCUAGCAAAGAUAAAGGCCACAGUGAUGACCUGGAAAGAGAUUGACACAGAGUACCAGGGGCUGGUGAAACGCUCAGAGCAGCUGCUCUCCUCAAUGCAAAAGAAGAAGCAGGAGGAGGAAGAGGGCGAGAGGCUGAAACACAUCGAGGUGGAGAUGGACAAAGAGAGGAAGGGCAGGGAGAAAGAAGAGCAACGACGCAAACAGGAGGAAGAGGACAGAAGACUGAAAUCUGAGAUGGAGCUGAAGAGAAAGCAGGAAGAGGAGGAUAGGAAAAAAAGAGAGGAUGAAGAGAAUGUCACACAGGAGGAGUUGGAGAUGCAGUUGGCUGUGGACCGUGAGGAGCAGGUCCAGCGCACCACCAUAGUGGAGCAGGAGAGAAGAGACAGAGAGUUAGCCAUGAGGAUCGCUCAGAGUGAGGCUGAGCUCAUCACUGAGGAGAGCCAGAUGGACGCAAGCCUGCGCAGUGGCAAGUCUUUUUCAGAUCUUCCUAUCUCUUCAUCCUCAGUCAGAACCAUGGGUCCUCAAGUGCAGGCGACUAAAGCUGCUGCCGGUGUGAAAAAGUACGACCUCAGCAAGUGGAAGUAUGCUGAGCUGCGAGAUGUCAUCAAUACCUCCUGUGACAUCGAGCUGCUGGCGGCCUGCAGAGAGGAGUUCCACCGCCGGCUGAAGGUCUAUCACGCAUGGAAGUCCAAGAACAAGAGGCGUACCGAUGACGGGAGCGAUCAGAGGGCUCCCAAAUCUGUCACUGACUACGCUGAACAAAACCCAGCUCCACCGAUGGCGGCCCAGCAUCAGGAAGUGGCCAUGAAUCGCCAGCAGCGAUAUUUCCGCAUUCCUUUCAUCCGCCCGGCAGACCAGUACAAAGACCCGCAGAAUAAGAAGAAGGGCUGGUGGUACGCCCACUUCGAUGGUCCCUGGAUAGCCAGACAGAUGGAGCUUCACCCAGACAAACGACCUAUUGUGUUGGUUGCAGGGAAAGACGACAUGGAGAUGUGUGAACUGAGUCUGGAGGAGACAGGUCUGACCAGGAAGAGGGGGGCAGAGGUCCUGCCCAGGCAGUUUGAAGAAAUCUGGGAACGCUGCGAUGGAAUUCAGUACCUCAAGAAAGCCAUUGAGAAGAAGCAGGCCCGCCCCACAUACGCCACCGCCAUGCUUCAGAGUCUCCUCAAGUGAAGCCCAGCAGCGAGAUAAUCAUCCUGAAACAAUGUCCCCGACACAGACUUACAAACGGAAGCAUGCACAUUCAAGGGCGGCGCGGUGUACCUGCGGUUUGUGGGAUGAAAAGAAGUAGCCGCAGAGAAAGAUGCCCCCGAUGCGAUCUUACUGUAGGCACUCAGUGUUUCAUCUCCUUUUUAAAUACCUGUAUGUUCUAUGUUUUCACUUUUUAUAUCUUUUAUUUUGCGGUGUAAUACCUUAUUGGUCUAAUGUUAGCAUUUCUGUCUUCUUCAUAAUCAAUGCUUGAAUUGGAAAUCCCACUGUGAGGCCUUAAAUUGUAAUACCACUGCACUACAGCCAGGAGGUCUUAAAUAACUAAUCUUGAUAUUAACCGGAAACCUUAAUUGUCUCCGAUAGGGACUGUAAAUUAGAUUUGAUUUGAUUUCUGAGAAAAUAUCUUGAUUUAAUCGUGUCAUCCUCUAUUGUCUUCUGUAUAUUAAGGCUCUAAUCUAAUUACUAUUAUACUGUAUUUCAAGUUAUUAUAUAUAUACAUUUUCAAGAAAGAUUAAUUAAUUUAAAGAAGUCCUGGGUUUUGUCUUUUUUUCCAUGUAUGUUCCUGCUGUGUAAGAAGCUAACUGUUAAAAUCCUUGUAAAGGGAACCUUUUUUUGUAUUGUUGUUCAUUUGUUACGCAAGAGUGGAAAUCUAGAAGUUAGUGGUUGUGUUUGCAGUUCGGUUGUUUUGGGGUUGUUCUACAGAUAAUAAUGUAAUUUGUGUGUGUAUUUUAGUGUGUGCGUGUGUAUCCAUGUAUUAUUUUAUUAGGCUGAUUACUUGACUUUAGUGUUGAUUCGAUGUUGAAUUGAGUCAUCUCAUUGACCAAUCAUGCUCUACCUUUAGUUACAGUUGGUUCACUUAUUAACUAAAAAGUUUAGUAGUCGGCUGUAACUAAUGAUUCACUUUUAAAAUGAAAUCUGGUUAUAUGUGUACCUUCACACUGGAAUACUGUAGAAAAUAAAUGUACGACCUCA
Messenger RNA from Pseudoliparis swirei, 5079 nucleotides. It is a transcript of the gene myo6b, whose product is annotated as myosin VIb. Bases 259 to 4071 code for a protein of 1270 amino acids. The record is from RefSeq and is a predicted model, not a curated record. Gene Ontology annotation, cellular component: ruffle; cytoplasm; endocytic vesicle. Gene Ontology annotation, biological process: endocytosis; inner ear morphogenesis; actin filament organization. Gene Ontology annotation, molecular function: actin filament binding; ATP binding; microfilament motor activity. The transcript is spliced from 33 exons. Lineage: Eukaryota; Metazoa; Chordata; Actinopteri; Perciformes; Liparidae.